AUGACUGAUCUACUCCAUGCCACCAACAGCACCACUAACAGCAGGUCUCUUCCAAUCAGAGAAGCUAAAGGGGAUGAGGAGAGGAUUUGGAAGAACCCUGCUCCAAUUCCAUCCACCAGGGACCUACCCAGAAGGAGACCCCAGGGCCCUACCCAAAGGAGACCCCAGGGCCCUGCCCAAAAGGAGACCAGGGCCCUACCCAAAAGGAGACCAGGGCCCUACCCAAAAGGAGACCAGGGCCCUACCCAAAAGGAGAGACCAGGGCCCUACCCAAAAGGAGACCAGGGCCCUACCCAAAAGGAGACCAGGGCCCUACCCAAAAGGAGACCCCAGGGCCCUACCCAAAAGGAGACCAGGGCCCUACCCAAAAGGAGACCAGGGCCCUACCCAAAAGGAGAGACCAGGGCCCUACCCAAAAGGAGACCCCAGGGCCCUACCCAAAAGGAGACCAGGGCCCUACCCAAAAGGAGAGACCAGGGCCCUACCAAAAGGGACCCAGGGCCCUACCAAAAGGAGACCCAGGGCCCUACCCAAAAGGAGACCCCAGGGCCCUACCCAAAAGGAGACCAGGGCCCUACCCAAAAGGAGACCAGGGCCCUACCCAAAAGGAGACCAGGGCCCUACCCAAAAGGAGACCAGGGCCCUACCCAAAAGGAGACCAGGGCCCUACCCAAAGGGAGACCCCAGGGCCCUACCCAAAAGGAGACCAGGGCACUACCCAAAAAGCUGUCCCCAGGGCCCUACCCAAAAGGAGACCAGGGCCCUACCCAAAAGGCUGUCCCCAGGGCCCUACCCAAAAGGCUGUCCCCAGGGCCCUACCCAAAAGGAGACCAGGGCCCUACCCAAAAGGAGACCCCAGGGCCCUACCCAAAAGGAGACCAGGGCCCUACCCAAAAGGAGACCCCAGGGCCCUACCCAAAAGGAGAGACCAGGGCCCUACCCAAAAGGCUGUCCCCAGGGCCCUACCCAAAAGGAGAGACCAGGGCCCUACCCAAAAGGCUGUCCCCAGGGCCCUACCCAAAAGGAGACCAGGGCCCUACCCAAAAGGAGACCCCAGGGCCCUACCCAAAAGGAGACCCCAGGGCCCUACCCAAAAGGAGACCAGGGCCCUACCCAAAAGGCUGUCCCCAGGGCCCUACCCAAAAGGAGACCAGGGCCCUACCCAAAAGGAGACCCCAGGGCCCUACCCAAAAGGAGACCAGGGCCCUACCCAAAAGGAGACCCCAGGGCCCUACCCAAAAGGAGACCCCAGGGCCCUACCCAAAAGGAGACCAGGGCCCUACCCAAAAGGAGACCAGGGCCCUAACCAAAAGGAGACCCCAGGGCCCUACCCAAAAGGAGACCCCAGGGCCCUACCCAAAAGGCUGUCCCCAGGGCCCUACCCAAAAGGAGACCAGGGCCUACCAAAAGCUGUCCCAGGGCCCUACCCAAAGGAGACCAGGGCCCUACCCAAAAGGAGACCCCAGGGCACUACCAAAAGGAGACCCAGGGCCCUACCCAAAAGGAGAGACCAGGGCCCUACCCAAAAGGAGACCCCAGGGCCCUACCCAAAAGGAGAGACCAGGGCCCUACCCAAAAGGAGACCCCAGGUCCCUACCCAAAAGGAGACCCCAGGGCCCUACCCAAAAGGAGAGACCAGGGCCCUACCCAAAAGGCCUAUACAGUGUUGAUGCUGACAAUCUGGUUCAUGUCCUUUAA
Messenger RNA from Salvelinus namaycush (lake trout), 1698 nucleotides. Its product is annotated as proline-rich protein 2-like. The transcript has 2 exons. The record is from RefSeq and is a predicted model, not a curated record. NCBI's taxonomy places the organism in Eukaryota, Metazoa, Chordata, Actinopteri, Salmoniformes, Salmonidae. The coding region runs from base 1 to 1698 and encodes 565 amino acids.